Messenger RNA from Raphanus sativus (radish), 675 nucleotides. RefSeq lists its product as uncharacterized. The transcript has a single exon. Lineage: Eukaryota; Viridiplantae; Streptophyta; Magnoliopsida; Brassicales; Brassicaceae. The annotation marks the transcript as partial. The record is from RefSeq and is a predicted model, not a curated record.
GUACCAAUGGAAAAGGAGCACAAGGAAAGACAUCAGAGAAUGAAAAGUAGAGAAUACCCAAGAUCAACCAGAGAUGAGUACAAGCAAAAAGAGUUUGAUCUGUUGGACAGAAACUGGAAGCAUGCUCGAUUCAAAUUUAAAAUCCCUCCAUUCCAUGGCAAGGCUGAUCCUGCAGCAUAUAUAGAGUGGGAAGAAAAUAUCCAGUUGGCUUUCAACAAUCAACACUAUUCUGAAGAGAACAAGGUUCAGAUGGCUACUGCUAAGUUUUGUGGUCAUGCUUUAAUCUGGUGGAAUCAAUUGAUAAGGUGGAGAAGAUUCGAUGGAAAAGAACCAGUGGAAACUUGGCAUAAGCUGAGGACUUUGAUGCGUAGAGAGUAUGUUCCAAGACAGUACUACAAGGAAGUACUUCAAAAGCAGCGGGAGACCAAGCUGUAUCCUUCAAACUCAGUUCAGAAACAACCUGACAUCAAGAGAUCACGUCCAUCCAGAGAUAUUGGUUCAUCAAGCAAGAAACCAAUCUGUUCCAGUAAGGAGGACAUCAAGGAACUGUCUCAGUUGAUCAUGGACGUAGAGAAACCACUCAAGACAACCAACACAGCACGUCCAUCCAUUGAAACACAGCACCAAGAACCAGUUUCUACUGUCUCAGAACUCAAAGUUGCAGAACUAGACUAA